AUGCACCACAAAAAAGAGUAAGUUCGAGAGUUGUAUGAGGUUUUGGCCUUAUCGAAAGAGGUUGAUGAAGAAAUCCUCCCUAUCCUCAUAAACAUAUUAAAAAAAGAGAGAAUUUAAGACUGCUUAGAAUUUCUCUCAUAAGAUCAAAAUCAAUUUCAUAUUAAAAUAGAAAGCUAAAAGCUAAAAAAUUUAUAAAUGCUUGGUAAAGAAUAGCCUCUCAAUGGAGAGUAGAACAUUAAGAGAAUAAUAGAUAUUCUCAAAUAAUUAGGGAUCAUGAAUUUAAUAAAUACUCGAUAGAUGAUUACGAAGAAAGCAAAAAGGAAUUGAUUAUAAAAAUAUAAUUGGAGAAGGAGAUUAUAGAAUUCCUAAGAUUUUUAGUUUAUCUGACAGCUUUAGAUGAGAGAUUUAUUUAUUGUGGAUCAAAUUCUCUUAAUUUACUAGUUU
This is a messenger RNA of Paramecium octaurelia, 444 nucleotides long. The record is from the annotation of a GenBank genome assembly. Lineage: Eukaryota; Ciliophora; Oligohymenophorea; Peniculida; Parameciidae.